CAAGUGUUAAGAUCUCUUGUAAUAUUAUUUAUUGUACAAUUUUUAAUUUUUUUUUGUGUGUGAAUUUAAUAAAUAAUUUUAUGUUCUGUGAUUUGUUUAAUUAAUGUGAAAAUCGAUGCAGUGAUUUAAAAAAAAAAUUUUAAUUGUUAAAAGUGCAUUCUUUUGAAAUGCACAAUGUCGAAUUCACAGCCUGGAUAUAAUAGUUCACAGUCUUCAGAAUACGCAAAUGAACUCAGAAAUCAACAGGAAUUACAUUACGUUAGAAACGACAGGAGUCUUCCAAUGCACAGUAAUCGUGAAAUUUCAACUGGAAGACGAAUAAAAUUUUACGCAUUUUUUAUAACAAUUGUCCUCUCUGUAUUUCUUUUAUCAACAUUUUUCGCCUUCAAAGCACUUAUCGCCGAAGACAGUUAUUUGAAAAUAUAUUUUCAACGAAUCAACGAACCAUUCACAGAAAAAAAGAAAGCAAAUAAUGUCGAUUAUUCAAAUAUUCCAGUUGAUUUUGAAUUUAUUUACAACUAUAAUGACAACAUUGACAAUAGCAAUAAUAAAAAUUUACCAAAAGUACAACAAAUACGAAAAAAGCGAAGUACGGAUAAUGAGAAAAUGUUUAGACAAAAUUGUCUUCAAAUACACGAUAAAUGUAGAAUAUUGUUAAACUCUAUUCUCCAAUAUAAUAAAGGUUAUAGUCUUUUUGACAAAACUGAGGAAGAACUUAGUGAAUUUCUCAGUAAAUUAACGCCAGAUAGUGAGGAUCCAUCUGAUUCAUUUGAGUUUAAAGAGUGCGUUAAAUGUCGAAUAAUCGAGGAAAAUUUAAGGAAUUCAAAUGAUGAGGAAACACAAGAUUGGUUACGUAAUACGAAUAGUCGAGUUUAUUCCAAUAAUUUUAAUAAUAAUAAUAAUUAUAAUAACAAUGAAAAUCAAAAUAAUAAUCCACAACGUUUCAAUCUUCCCCUACCUGGAAUUGGCGUUAAUUCAAAUUUCCCGCCAAAUUUCAACGAUUCGGAUAUGGUGAAUAAUGUUAAUAACGGAAAUCAUGAAAUACAUAUUGUCAAGACAAACACAUCAAAAUUACUCAAUGGCACAAAAAUUACGUAUAUUUUAAAAAAUAUGACAAUUAUCGAAAAACCAUCGACCGAACGUCCGGAUAUUAAUAAUUAUGGUCAAAAAUUCAAUUCAUGGCAAAAUUACAGUUUUCAAAAUGUCGUCGGUCAAGGUGGUCAAAAUUAUCAUCAAGGAGGUCAGAAUUUCCAAGGUGGUCAAAAUUACCAAGGAGGUCAAAAAUACCAGGGUGGGCAAAAUUAUCAAGGUGGGCAAAAUUACCAAGGAGGUCAAAAUUAUCAAGGCGGUCAAAAUUACCAAGGAGGUCAGAAUUUCCAAGGUGGUCAAAAUUACCAAGGUGGUCAAGGUUACACAGGAAGUCAAAAUGUCCAAGGUGGUCAAAAUUACCAAGGUGGUCAAGGUUACACAGGAGGUCAAAAUUUCCAAGGUGGUCAAAGUAACCAAAGUGGUCAAAAUUAUCAAAGUAACACUAAAAUUUAUCAAAACAGUGGCAGUGGACAAUUUCCAACUGGUCAAAGUUAUUAUCAAGGUCAAAAUAAUCAAGGCACUAUUAGCCAAGGUCAACAUCCACCAGCUUACAGCAAUAGCGGUCAGAAUUCACAAUUUGUUCAGAACAAUCAACAAACGACAAAUUCGCAGUCAAAUCAAAUGUACGGUCAAAGUAAUCAGAAUUUUUACGGUCAAAGUGGUCAAGUCAUUAAUAGUAAUUUUCCCCCGAAUGAUCAAAAAUUUUCUACUGUUGGUCAAAGUUUUUCUAGUGGUCAGAAUAAUCCCAUUGGGCAAGGUUUUACAAGUGGUCAGAAUAAUCCCAUUGGGCAAGGUUUUACAAGUGGUCAAAAUUACCCCACUGGGCAAGGUUUCACGAGUGGACAAAAUUACCCCACUAAGCAAAGUUUUUCUAUUGGUCAAAAUUACCCCACUGGCCAAAGCUUUUCUAUUGGUCAAAAUUACCCCACUGGGCAAGGUUUUACGAGUGGUCAAGGUUACCCCACUGGACAAGGUCAAAUUACCCCGAAUGCUAAACCUUGUGCUGUGUCACAAAUUGAGGAGAAUGGUGAAAAUUUUCCCAAUGGUUUGAAUUAUCAGUUUGGUCAAAAUGACCAAAAUUUACUGACAUUAUUAACUGGUCCGAGUAAUACGAUUAUUCAAAAUUCACUGAAUGGUUUAACGAGUGGAGGAAAUGUUCCAUUGCCCGAGGUGAAAAAUCCAAUUUGCUGUCAAGUUGUGGAAAAUAAUGUUCAACAGCAGGAAUUAUGGCCGAGUGGUGUUUUUGGACCGCGGGUGAAUGAUGACGAGUUUUUUUUAAAUAACAUGAGUAAAGCAAAUUUGAUUGAUAAGGAUCUUUAUCAGAAUAUGGUGAAACUUUCGGGAUUUGAUCCAACUUCCAUGGACGUUACGAAAAUAAACAAUUACUACGAAUCGGGUCAAAAUGGAAAAAUGAAUGGAGGUCCAAUAGGUAAUCAACAAUCUCCGCUCGUUUGGGUUCCUGUUUUGCUUUGUUUCAAUGGAAAAGAAUUGAUUUCUGCAUCGGAGGUUCCCCCUGGAAUGGCAAGUCAGCAAUCAUUUACAAUGCAGAAUUUGAUGAAUCAACGAAACACAAAUGUUCAACAAGGACUGGAAAUUGAUAAUAUCGGACCUACAGGACCGGGACAAAAUAUUCUCAUCAAUGCAAACAAUAAGCGUGAUAGUAAUAAUAAUAAUAAUGAAAAAAAUCAGAUUCACUGCAAAUAUGUACCGCACUAUAAAUCACCAUUGAAAACACGCAAUACUGAUGAAUUUGAUAAUUCGAAAAAUAUUACCUCACGUCAAUCUUAUUAUCCGUAUCAUCAAUAUCCCUAUUAUUCGUUAGCGGGUCAAGAAUCUUUAUCAGGACGAUCGAGCGUAAAUUGUAGGCAUGGACAACGUGCAUGUGCCAGUGGAAACAAAUGCAUUCCAUUAUUCGAAUGGUGCGAUGGUUACAUAAAUUGUAAUGAUGGAAGUGAUGAAUCUAAUUGCAGAUGUAAAGAUCGAUUGGAACCCAGACGAAUUUGUGACGGAUAUUUUGAUUGUCUGUAUGGUUCAGAUGAAUUUGAAUGUUUUGGUUGCAGUGCAAAUACUUUUAGUUGUAGUGAUUCAAAUGUUUUUUCAAGAAUCAACAGUUGCUUUACUCGCGAACAAAGAUGCGAUGGAGUGCAAAAUUGUCCUAAUGGAAGGGACGAGUGGGAUUGUACACUUUUAACCUCUGAACCAUCAGGCAAUAGAGGCUUAUUUAUUACUGGGCAUAAUGCAGGAUUUUUACACAAAAAUGUUCGAGGAGUUUGGUAUCCUGUUUGUACAACCACACAACGUUGGGCACUUGAUGCCUGCGAAUUGGAAAAAGCUUUUGUACUUCAUAAUUCUCCGUCAAUUAAAACAAUAUCAGGAAUCACUCGCCCGGGACCAUUUAUCAUACCACAAGUUUCUGGAAAACCAGAAUUCAUUUCAAAUUGUUACACUGCAGUUGAAGUAAGAUGCACAAACAUUCUUUGCGGUACAAAAGCACCUGGUUCUCAACAUUAUCGCGUUUCACGUGAAAAUAAAGAAAAUUCAUCAUCACUUGUAACAAGACAAAUUUUCUACGAUCCAAUGCAAGAUGAUAAUGCUGAUCCAAUUUUAGGAAUAGUGGGCGGUAAACAGAGUCAACUUAAUAAUUGGCCAUUUAUAGUGGCAUUGUAUAAAAAUGGUGCCUUCACUUGCGGUGGUUCAAUUAUUAAUGAAUAUUGGAUUCUCACCGCUGCACAUUGUACUAUAAAUCUAAGGGAAAAUUAUUAUGAAAUACAAGCUGGAUUAACACAACUAAACACUUUCUCACCAAAGGCACAAGUUAGAAAAGUAAUACAAAUUGUUGUUCACAAUGAUUUUCAUCAGCGAACGAUGAACAAUGAUAUUGCAUUGAUGCGUCUCGAAGAACCACUGCAUUUUGAUCGUUGGAUUCGUCCAAUUUGCAUUUCAACUGAUAUACAAUUUCCACCAGCCUUUGCAAAAUGCACUAUUGCCGGUUGGGGUGCUUCUCGUGAAAGUGGAUAUGCUCAUGAGAUAAUGCAGGAGGUUGAUGUGCCAAUUUUGGCGAGUUGCAAUAAACCUCAUCUUAUAGAAGAUGCGACAGUAUGUGCUGGUUUCAAACAAGGGGGAAAGGAUGCUUGUCAAGGUGAUAGUGGCGGUCCUCUUAUGUGCAAAAAUGGUAACCAAUGGUUCGUUGCCGGAAUUGUCAGCCAUGGUAACGGUUGUGCCCGUGCCAAUGAACCAGGAGUUUACACAAGAGUCAGUAAAUUUUCCUCAUGGAUUUAUAAUGUUAUGGGAAAUCCACAUUUAAACAAUCGUAAUCAACCCCGACUUGAAUGUCCCGGAUUCAAAUGUACAAGUGGAACAAAACAAUGCAUUUCAAAACGAAAACAUUGUGAUUUGAAAGUACACUGUUUGGAGGGUGAAGAUGAAAGAAAUUGUCUCAAACAAAAUGCAUUUCGAUCAUAUUACGAAUCACCUCACGAUAUUCACGAUCAUCACAUUGGUUCUGAAACAAAACAACAAAUACAAACUUCAAAUCCAAUACCAAAUUUUUCUUAUAAUAGAAAUCAACAAAGUGUUUCUGAAAAUCCACAGAAACAAUUCGUCAAUAACAAUCCAUCGGAACGACCACAAUCUUAUUUUAUCGACAACAUUAAUAAUAGUCCAUCGGAAUUACCAUUUGGUUAUAGUGAUUUUAAAAAUUCACCAGCGGAAUUGCCAUCGAUGAAUAAUUUACCUCAACAGAGUUAUAAUCAACAAAGUCAGGAAAUGUUUACGAAUUUCAAUAACCAAAAUAAUAAUAAUAAUAAUCAACGAACACAAAAUCAGAAUUUCAAUAAUCAAAAUGUUAAUCAACAAACACAAAAUCAGAAUUUCAAUAACCAAAAUCAUAAUCAACGAACACAAGCUGAGAAUCCUUUUUGGAAUUCUGUUAAUGAAAAUAUACAACCAUUAACGGAAAAUCCACGAGUGAAUUCUUACAAUCAGGAGAAUUUUGGUUUAGGUCCUAAACAAAACAUUGACAAUUCACAACGUAUGUGGCAAUAUGGAAAUUCUCCGGGUAUUUCAAUAGAUAAUGGAAAUUGGCCAUCACAAUUUGGAAAUACAGAAAGAACUUAUUCCCUCGGCAGUUUAGGAACAGAAUUUGGAAAUGAGGCAGAUCAUCGAACCAACAUUCAAGAAUCACAAUUUCCUUCGCAAAUGUUUGGUUAUGGGUACACAUUACCACCACAAUUGGAAAAUCCAUAUCCAAGACUGGGCAGUAUUAACGACACUGAUAAUGAAAAUAAUAUACCUCAAAAUUUUGGACUUCCAGUGCAACAGGAAAUAACAACUGAACAUAACAAUAUUCCAAGUGAUGUACCAUCGGAUAGAUUUACAUGCAAGGAUUUGCUGCAGAGUAUUGCAGCCGAUAAACGAUGCAAUGGUCAUUUUGAUUGUGAAGAUGGUACAGAUGAAGAAGAUUGUUCUUGUAGAGAAGUUUUACAAAGAGAUAAUCCGAGAGCUUUGUGCGAUGGUCAUAUAGAUUGUUAUGAUGGCACAGAUGAAGAGGAUUGCAUAUCCUGCAGCAGUAAUGAAUAUCAUUGUCCAAGAAGUGGAACUUGCAUCCCAAUGAUGAAGAGAUGCGAUGGAAAACCCGAUUGUAAAUUAAAUGAAGAUGAAUUAGACUGCUUUUCAUUGAGUAAUGGCGAAUAUGUAAAUUUGGACAAUGAUGAAAGGCCACAUUUAAAUUCAGAGGGUAUAAUAACAAUGUUUACAAAUGGCGCCUGGUCACCAUAUUGUUAUCAACCACAAAAUCCAAAUUACGUUGAUAAUUAUUUUCAUCUUGGUUCACGAUUUUGUCAUUAUUUUGGCUUCAGAUAUUUGGAUUCGGCAAGGGAAGUCCCAGUAAAAGUUGCUAAUUACGAGGAAAGAAGAAAUGUAACUGAUUACGAAUAUCCACCAAAGUAUCAAUUUCCAGCAAAAAAUGAUAAAAAUACAUGUUCCGGUCUCUAUAUUAGAUGUAAACCAGUUUUAAGUAAUCCUGUGAAUGCUUAUUUAUCUCUUCAUCGAUUCUCUGAGGAAUUUUCAUAUCAAUGGCCUUGGCAGGGGGCAAUUUUUGCCGAUGGAAAUUAUCGAUGUCCUGCUAUUUUCUUGAGAGACGAUUGGCUCCUCACAAGUUCACAAUGCAAUCAAAAUCUCGAUUUAUCGACAAAUUAUACUGUUGGGGUAUUUGGAUUGCCAUCGUAUCAACCCGCUAUAUAUCGUCCCCAUCAACAGGUUGUGGAAAUCGAUGAAAUUAAAAGCGUGAAAAACUCUGACGCAUCUUUAUUCCAUUUGAAAAAUCCAUUGAAUAGAACUCGUUACGUGCAACCUAUUUUCCACGAAAAAAGAAUAUUUUUACCAACCGAGUCGGAUAUAUGUUUAGCUGUCGGUGUGGAUAAACAUUACAACAGCAAAAAUAUAUUCAUCAGACCGUUACUCGAUUGUGAUAAAUGUCGUCGUUGCUUUAUUGAAGAUAAACCCUCAUAUUGCGCAAACAACACCGAUUCUCAGGAUUGGAGUGGAACAAUAACGUGUUUGGGUUCUGAUGGCUGGUAUCCUUCUGCAGUAUUUGAAAAAUUGAACAGCGGCUGUAGUUUCCAUAAAAGUGAAGUAUUAGAUGGUAUUGAUUAUAUGUAUACUCACAUUUCGGAGGCGAUGAAAAAUACAACGGCUACAGCUGUGGGAACAAAAUGCGAUGGCACCAGAUGUCUCCUUGGUAAAUGUAUACCUUGGAAUAAAAUUUGUGAUGGCAUUCCUGAUUGUCCAGAUAAGGCUGAUGAACGUUCUGAAUUAUGCGAGGAGGCCAAAAAACGUUGUGUUAAUAAUCCUGAAGGAUGCAAAUGUAAUGCAAGUGAAAUGCGUUGUGGAGAUGGAAAAUGUAUUCCCAAAUCAAGUUUCUGUGAUGGUAAUUACGAUUGUAAAGAUGGCACUGACGAACCUUUAAAAUGCACUUGUGGAGCGUAUUUAGCGUUGACGGCAAGGCACAGACUCUGCGACAAUAAGCGUGAUUGUUUCGAUAAAUCUGACGAGGAUCCCAAAGAGUGUGCCUGUAAGGACACAAGUUUCUUCUGUAAAAGAAAAGAUCAAAGAAUGAAUCCUACGUGCGUCUCCACUGACAUGGUUUGCGACGGAGAGAAAGAUUGUCCUGAUGGCGAGGACGAGGACCAGUGCAUCGACAUUCAAUCUGCAACAAAACAACAAAAAUACAAAGGAGAAGUAAUACAACAAACCUAUGGUGUAUGGCAUUCGUAUUGUUUGGACCGUCCAGUGACGUCGGAUGUUGAGGCAUUAAAAAUAUGUCGUUCCUUGAAUUAUCGUACUGGAAUAUUGUCGAAUGAUACAUCAAUGUUAUCAAUGAAGAAACCAGUAACAACAGCAUUAGAUGAAUUUUUCAUUAUUAAAAUCAAUGAAAGAACAUUUUUGAGUAUGCGUCAAGAUCGGCCACUUGUCACUUUAGUCGAAGCACAACCGCCAUGUUAUCGAAUAUUUGUACAGUGCGCUUAGGAUUAAUUAUAAAAAAAACAUUCCACAGUGAAAAAAUUAUACUUUCUUUCAGCUAAUUUUUUUUUGUCUUUUUGUAUUAAAAAAUUGUCGAAAAUUCUUUCACUAAUUGUUAUAAAAUUAAUUCUAAAAUUUUUUUGCCUUCACUGCUUGGAAUUUUUUUCUACUUUUUAUUUUGCACUCUUAUUCAUCCAAUAUAGCUUUUUAAGAAUAAUUACUAUAGUUUACAUAUAAAAUUCUGAAUAUGUCUAAAAAUACAUCAGUUUGCGGUGCAAGAAACAUUUUCAUUUCUUUGUGCCUCAGCCUGAAUCGUUAUUCUGGUUGAGUCGCAAAGUAAAGAAAUUUUUCGUCAAUAUUUUCAAAUAUUCAGAAAUAUUAUCGAUAAGAAUAUUUUUAGUACUUUUUAUAUUCAUACUGCGUGUAUAUUAGUCAUAUGUUUUGCACAAAAUAACCUUAAAUAUGAAUAAGGUAUUGCAAUAAAAUUCUUAAAAUAAUUAGAUAUUUUAUAAUAAUAGUCUUAAAAUAUUAAG
Messenger RNA from Leptopilina heterotoma, 8141 nucleotides. RefSeq names its product serine protease nudel (gene ndl). Gene Ontology annotation, cellular component: plasma membrane. Bases 175 to 7614 code for a protein of 2479 amino acids. The record is from RefSeq and is a predicted model, not a curated record. The transcript has 25 exons. Gene Ontology annotation, molecular function: serine-type endopeptidase activity; protein binding. Gene Ontology annotation, biological process: proteolysis. NCBI's taxonomy places the organism in Eukaryota, Metazoa, Arthropoda, Insecta, Hymenoptera, Figitidae.